CGCGGUUUUCGUCGCGGAUUUUCCAAUUAUUAGCUUUUGGCGCGAGCAUCUUUUUUUGGCGUUCGACCCCCUCGACAACACUAGCAACAAUAACAACUAUAAGAGCUGCAGCAACAACUCCAAUAUAAAAAAACAUUUUACGUGUGUCGCAAGCGACGUUAUUCGGCAUAAAAAAAAUACACAAUUAAUGAACGUGCGGUUAAAUAAGAGAGAAUAAAUAUUGAUGAAAUAACGGAACGUCGUUGAACCAUAAUACUUGUUCAACAAAAUCAAGUUAGCAUUAAUUUGCAGGCCUUUUAGCCAGUUUUAUAUAAGUGAUAAUUAUAUUGGCAAAACAAAAAGUUGCCAAAGAGUGCUUAAAGUUUGAAAAUAUUCCCGAUGCAUGCGCCACAAAAGUGUUAAUCAAAUUUUUACUGGCAACAAGUGAUACAAUAGCUAGUAAUACAAUAACAAUACCAACGGGCGCUAUCAAAAGUUAAAGGUGCCAACAAAUCGACAACGACAAUAUACACAACAACAACAAUAGCAGCUUUUACUCAUUUGGCAAACACAAAAUAAUUUAGUUUUCUUAAGAAACCAAAACACCAUCUUAAAUCCUUGCCCAAAGGUGCUUGGAAGCGAUUAAAAGACUUGCACGAUCGCCAAAAGAGGCGGCGUCACUUACUAAUAGAGAACUAUUCCCAGGAUUUACAUAUCGACAACGAACCUGGUACUUUAUUAAUACCCAUUGUACAUACCCACGAACCCCCACCAAGUAGAGCCACUGGAACAAUACCCAAGAAACCUAAAGACGCUUCCCCGGAUCAAAGUUGCCCGUAUUCUCGCUUCAGGCACUUGCAAUUCCAACGCGAUCUACGCAUCCAUCCCUUCACAGACACCAAUGCGGAACGUGUCAGGAACAACAAGGACAUAGAAGUAGAAGAAGAUUUAGUCAAAAUGCCUAGUGAUAAAGAGAGCCCUGAAUCCAAACCACUUAACAAUAACAACACAAACGGAAAUGGUGGCAGUGCAACAAGUAAGCCAAAGAUCCAGCCUAAGUACAGCAUCCAUCGGGAUGUCCUCACCCACGAGGUGGUGAUCAAACAAACGGGCUAUGCGGCCCGGGACAAAAGCAUACCCUCCUCCCUGCGGAACUGCUGGCAGAGCUGGAACUUCUUUGCACUCUUCACCGGCGUGAUUCCUAUACUGCAAUGGUUACCUCAGUAUUCCCCAAGAAGAGAUCUUCCUGGCGAUAUUAUCGCUGGUUUCACAGUCGCCAUUAUGAACAUACCUCACGGCAUGGCCUAUGGCAUUUUGGCAGGAGUUUCGGCAGGAAAUGGUCUCUAUAUGGCCGUCUUUCCGGUGCUAGCCUACAUGUUCCUAGGCACAUCCAAGCACAUCUCAAUUGGCACCUUUGCAGUGGCCAGCAUGAUGACGGCGAAGGUCGUGGAUACAUAUGCCAAUGUGGAGGACCACCAUCACCACAUUUUGGCAAUUAAUGGAUCUGGGUUGCUGUCGAAUGAAACAUCGACUGCAUCACCUCUCCUGCUGUCAAAUUCCUCUGUACUUACGGAGGCCAUCACCUCAACCACCGCAUUACCACUUCAGCUAUUAAAUUCCGCACUAAGUGCGGAUCCCAUCACAAAAGUGGAGGUGGCCACGUCUUUGGCUCUCACCGUUGGCAUUGUGAACCUUCUUAUGGCUUUUCUAAGGCUGGGAACAUUGUCAUCCCUGCUGAGCGAACCUCUGGUCAAUGGAUUUACGACAGCUGCAGCUUGCCACGUGGUCACUGCCCAGCUUAAGGAUGUCCUCGGCAUCUCAGUGCCCCGACACAAAGGCGCCUUUAAGAUCAUAUACACUGUUAUUGAUGUAAUCAAGGGUGUCCCAGAUACGAAUCUUGUGAACUUUGGCUUUUGUAUGUCCGUGAUCGUUUUUAUGAUGAUCUGCAAUGAGAUUUUAAAGCCUCGCCUGAGUAAACAGUGCCGCUUUCCCCUGCCCGCAGAGCUGAUAAUGGUAAUCGGUGGCACCCUGAUCUCCAAGUAUUUCAACCUCCACAUCGACUACAAGGUGAAUCCGGUGGGGACAAUACCAAGCGGAUUGCCGGAACCCGUUCUGCCGCGCUUGGAUCUUGUGCCAAAGGUAGCUGUUGACUCGAUAGCCAUUGCUAUAGUCACCUACUCCAUUAUCAUGUCCAUGGGACUGACUUUCGCCAAGAAGCAUGGCUAUGAGGUUAGGCCGAACCAGGAACUAUUCGCCAUGGGCAUUGGCAACAUGGUGGGUGGCUGCUUCUCCUGCAUUCCCAUGGCUUGUUCUCUGUCGAGAUCCGUGAUCCAGGAUCAAACGGGUGGAGUUUCGCAAAUUGCUUCAUUAGUAUCCGCCGCACUGGUGGUGGUCACUCUCAUGUGGAUCGGUCCCUUCUUUGGUAGUUUACCCAGGUGCGUUCUGGCGGGCGUCAUCAUAGUGGCAUUAAAGCCGAUGUUCAUGCAAGCCAAGGAGCUGAAAAAGUUCUCUAAGCAGGGCAAACUGGAGAUGUUCACCUGGAUAUCAACCUUCCUUUGCGUGGUGAUCAUCGAUAUAGACAUUGGUCUUUUGAUUGGCAUCUGCAUCUCUCUGUUGGCUCUGUACAUCAAGGGUCUGAAACCUUACUCCUGUCUUUUGGGAUACAUGCCAGAGGCCCCUGGAAUCUAUAUGGAUCUCAACCAACAUCGGAAUGCCAUGCAGGUGCCCGAGACCCGCAUCUUCCGCUACAGUGGAUCACUUAACUUUGCUACAAGUUUGUUCUUCCGACGUGCUCUAUAUGAGGCAGUGGGUCUGGAUAAGAUGCCACUGACGAAGAUCAGCAGCAAUAGCAAUAGUCCCAGCAAGGGCAGCAAAACCAGUUAUUCCCCAGUAUCGCAAAACGGAGGCAAGGCGAUCAAUGAUCAAUUGGAAGAGUCAUCUAGUCUCUUCAAGGUGCUCAUCCUGGACUUUUCAAUGCUGGGACACAUAGAUGUAGCGGGAUGCCGCACUCUCACCGAUCUGAGUAAGGAGCUGAAGGUGCGAGGAGCCCGUUUGCUGCUGGCCAGCCCAGUGGAUCGGGUGUACGAUACUUUGGUACACAGUAUGGCCCUCAGUGAAGGACCUUUUGAGAUCUUCCCAACGCUGCACGAUUGUGUGGAAUAUGCAAAUGCCUGUCGAACGGCGUGAGAGGGUGAUCCUGAUACUGCUCCUCUUUCCCCUGACAAGGCGGAGGUGGAGUUAAACCCAGUUUUGUGAUAUGUCCAAGUGAUAGCUUGUGAAUCGUAGCACCAAAACCCUCUUCCUAGUUGCUAAGACUUAUUUUAAACUGAAUAGAAACAAUGUCGCCGUCUACAAUCAAGCAGAAUAGGCUAAGUUUGUUUAAGUGCCUCCAAAAAAUAUUGAUUUUUGUACUUAAAGCAUACACAGCCCACCAGUCAAGGCAACCGAAGAACUUCAAGCGAUCAAAGAGUCGCAUUGAUUUAGUGCAAUUUGUACCAAAAUGAACAAUUCAAACACACACAAUUAGUUAUUAGGAUUAAUAUGUAUGGAGAUGUAUAAACUGUACAUAAACAUUAAACUGAAUUUGUUGAAA
Drosophila eugracilis is the source of this 3571-nucleotide messenger RNA. It is a transcript of the gene Prestin, whose product is annotated as solute carrier family 26 member 10. The coding region runs from base 937 to 3165 and encodes 742 amino acids. The record is from RefSeq and is a predicted model, not a curated record. Gene Ontology annotation, molecular function: bicarbonate transmembrane transporter activity; oxalate transmembrane transporter activity; sulfate transmembrane transporter activity. The transcript is spliced from 6 exons. Gene Ontology annotation, biological process: transmembrane transport. Lineage: Eukaryota; Metazoa; Arthropoda; Insecta; Diptera; Drosophilidae. Gene Ontology annotation, cellular component: membrane.